CAGAAGAGUCCCGACCGAGUCCACAUACAUCAUUCGGCGUUUCUUACGCCACUGUUCGCAAAACUCACACAGGUAACCGCGAACCUUUCACACUUCACUCACACCUGGCAGCUCAUCUGAAGCUCAGCCCACAGGGCGUGGAGAACCGAGGAAUUGUUUUCGACGCCAGAUUCCCAGCAUCGCCCAUUACUUAUAAGGAUUUCCCCAAACAAAGUGCAUUGUCUGCCCGGCUUUUUGCAAGGAAUACCGUCUUUUCUACCAGUUCAAAUGGUCGGUUCGGAAGACGAACAAUGUAAAGCUUUUAUCGCGAUCGGUCUCGUGGGAUUUUGAUCUCGCAGUUUACGAAGAGAGAUCUUGAUCAGGCACCGCGAGUUUUUCUCUGAAAGAAGAAAGUCAUACAGGUUUGGAAUGACAAGAGUUGUGUCUGCGGCAGAACUCGAAAGGAUCUGAGGAAAACGAAGAGGCGGCGGAGGGCAGAGAGAGGUGGAAAAGUGAAAAGAUGGCGUGGAGGGCCUUGGCAGCAUUGUCCAUGCUGCUGUGUAUUGGCUCAUCUUGCUGCGAUGAUACUCCAGACCAGUUCACCUCUAAAACCAUCAUCAACAAUGUCGUUCAGGACCCUCACACCAGCCGAAUCUACCUGGGUGCCGUAAACGCCAUCUACCAGCUGAACUCUGACUUGAAGCUCGAGAGCACCGCCGUGACUGGACCUAAGAAGGACCACCCGCAGUGCACUCCCCCGAUUACCUCGCAGUGCGCUGACGCUAAGGAUACAGACAACAUUAACAAACUCUUGCUGGUCAACUCAGCCAAUGGCACCUUGGUCGUGUGCGGCAGCGUGUUCAGGGGCAUCUGCUCCUUGGUGAACCUCAACAGCGUGGAGAAGCCCGUGUACUACAGCGACACUAAAGGAGAAAAAACGUACGUGGCCAGCACUGAAGAGACUGUCGCUGUGGUUGGAGUUAUUUCUUAUUUCGUGGAAGCUCAUUCUAACCUCAGCGUGUUUUUGGUGGGGAAGGGCUACGGAGGCUCGGACAGCUCGAAGCUGGUCAGCACUCGGUUGCUGCAGGAGCACGGCGACAUGGACGUCUUCGAGAACAUGGUGGAGGCGUCCACCGUGCAGGCCAGCCCGUUCGCUCAGCGUUACGUCCAUGACUUCCGCCACGCUUUCAAGGAUAACGGCUACAUCUACUUCCUGUUCUCGCGCACCCCGGGCACCAGCGACAGCAGGAAGAUCACUUUCGUGGCACGCCUGUGUGAGAACGACCAUCAUUAUUACUCUUAUACCGAGCUUCAACUCAACUGCUCCAGCAACAGCCAGCGACAGGAGAAUACGUACAACAAGGUCCAGGCGGCGUACCUGGCCACACCCGGUGCGGAUAUGAAACUUUCGAAUCCGAACGAUAAGGUUCUGUUUGCGGUGUUCAGCGCGGAUGAGAACAACAGCCAGUCGGCGUUGUGCAUGUAUCCGCUCAGCAGCAUCAACGCGAGGCUUGAGGAAGUGAUCGAGUCGUGCUAUAUAGGAGAAGUUCUGGAGGAUGAGAAGCCGAAGACUGUUUACUCACCCUACAUCUCCAAAACAGAGGCCAUCUGUAACACCAAAAGAACUAAGGAGAUGGUGAAGGAUUAUAAAUGCGGAGCAGAGUUUCUACCCUCACCGCUAGCCAGUAAACCCGAGUACGCUCUGGCCGUGAAGCCAGUCUACACCAAAACAGACAUGCUUACAGCCGUAGCUGUGACGGUAGAGAACGAACACACAGUUGCCUACUUGGGAACCAGUGGAGGAGAUGUAUUACAAGUUCAUCUCGACCCCAACCAUACUGGCUUCUAUCACAGGAUUUCAGGCGAAUACACAGGUAGUGAGGUCAACAAGAACCUGUUUUUUGAUUCGAGUUCGGAUCAUCUGUACAUGACCGCCGGCACAAAGAUCACCAAAGUGCCAGUGCAGGCUUGUGAGCAAAAGAAAGACUGUCAAUCAUGUGUGUUCCAGCGUGACCCGUAUUGCGGCUGGUGUGUUUUGGAGGGCCGAUGCACCAGGAAGAAGGACUGCAGCAGAGGAGAGGAAAAGAACGCAUGGCUGUGGAGUCCGAAGCAGACGUGUGUGACCGUUCAAUCCUUUGAGCCCCCCAACAUCAGCUGCAAGAAGACAGAUAGAACACAGGUGAAGAUUGACGUGCCCUCCCUCCCUGCCAUCAGCAGUCCAGAUACAUUGAAGUGUGUUUUUGGUGAUUACGAAAGCCACGCCACCCUUACGGAAGACACUCAGGUCAUCUGUGCUCUCCCGACCUCUGACUACAUACCGCCCACACCUGAGACGCAAGAUUUUGUGGCAGUACCAGUGACGAUUAAGGUGAAUGAAGACAUUGAAGUGGCCUCCAGUACGUUUGAGUUCUACGACUGUGCAGCCGUGGUAAAGAAAGCACAGAAUACACCUUGCAUCGCUUGUGUAACCAGCAAGUGGGGCUGCCAAUGGAACAUUGAGGAACAUACAUGUAGUGAUAGAGAUGAUACUGUUGGGGGCUAUAUCAUUAAACCCAUGGAGGAUAACCGGUGUCCCCAGUUUGAGCUCCCAGACCCUCUGCUCAUUCCUGUUGGCAUCAAAACCCGCAUUGAAUUUCAGGGCAAAAAUAUGGAUGAAUACUCGGGCAAAACCUUUCAGAUCGGCACUGAGCUCAUGAAACAGGUGGGCGAUGUGACCGUUGAGGCCGACGGGUCAAAGUACAGUUUCGAAGGAUACGAGUUUGCUUAUGACAAAGAGCCAGAGGUGAACGUGACGUUCUACAUAAAGGAUAAAGUCUCUGAGAGGAAGAUUGACAGCACCCUUAGAGUGGUGCUGUACAACUGUUCGGUACGACGUGAGGACUGCAGUUUGUGUAAGAACGCCGACAAAAAGUAUGACUGCGUGUGGUGCGACACAACAAAAUCCUGCAUCUAUAAAGACCUGUGCAGCACGGAACUUGAGCAGUGUCCUCCCCCAAGGAUCACUGAUAUUGUCCCGCGGUACGGGCCAAUGGGUGGUCAGAUCUCGGUUACUAUAAAAGGAUCCAACUUGGGCAUCAAGCAGGAGGACAUUAAAAGAAUUACUGUGGCAGGAGUGCAAUGUAUUCAUCAACCUGAAAGAUAUUCUGUGUCUACCAGUGUUGUGUGUGAGAUCGGACCCUACCCAUCACCUCCUGGAGAUCUUCCUAGUGAACAAAGCUUUGCCGGGCAAGUGGAAGUAGAGGUUGAGGGCGGACGAACAGGAUGGUCGACCGAGAGGUUUACGUACAGGGACCCUGUUCCCAAGCAUGUGAGCCCCUCGAAAGGUCCCGAAGCUGGAGGAACCCUCAUCACCAUCACAGGAAACCAUCUGGACACGGCUAGUAAAGAUGACAUCAGCAUCACAGUCGGAGGAGAGCCUUGUGAAGUGGUGACAUUCGGCCAGGAGAUUACCUGUAAAACAGGUCUGUAUAAAGGACAAAAGAUUCCAUCCGACAAGUUGACCGUCAAUGUGAAGUACGGCAAGGUGACCAAUAAGGAAUUUCGCGGAUUUGAAUACUCUGCCAAUCCUAAAAUUUCGCAUUAUAUGCCACGGUCUAGUUUUGCUUGUGGAGGCCGUAAGAUCUUGGUGACGGGAUCAGGAUUUGAACAGGUGCAGAAAGCCACUAUGGUAGUGCUGCCCUCUGGUGACGAGACCGACGCAAAGUCUAGCAAUGUGGAGUUCGUCGAGGAGUUUAGCAGCAAGAACGAGACCGUGCUGGAGUUCCUGUCCCCGAUUGUAGUAAAGGGUUACGAGAACCAGCCCUUAAAAAUCUUCAUCAAGCUGGACAAUGUGGAGGCGCAUCUGGACUUUGUUUACCACCCUGACCCCAUUUUCGUUCCCCUGGUGGAUAAAGCCAUCACAGAAAACAGCAUCAUCAAUGUUAAUGGUCAAGGUUUUUCCAAAGCCAUGACUGCUCCGGAGGCCCAGGCGUUUGUGGGCGACGAACCCUGCGUUGUAACAAUCCUGGAAUAUGAUAAACUGUUCCUCGUGGCUCCCUCCAGUCCUCCUAAAUCCACCUCCAGGCGCCAUCGCAGAGACACCAGCUCAGAGGCCAUAGAGCUCCUGAUAAAGUUUGGAAAGGGAGAGUGGAACGUUGGUUCUGUGCGCUUUGAGAGGAAGUCUGAGGUUCCUCUUUAUAUCAUUAUUCCAGCUGUCAUCAUUCCCAUGGUGCUUUUCAUUGCCAUGUCAAUAUAUUGCUACAGGAGGAAAAGCCAACAGGCUGAAAGAGAGUAUAAGAAGAUAAAAGAUCAGCUGGCCAGUCUGGAGGAGAGUGUCCGUGAUCGCUGCAAAAAAGAAUUUACAGAUCUUAUGAUAGAGAUGGAGGACCACACCAGCGACCUAAAUGAAGCUAGAAUACCCUUCUUGGACUACAAGAACUACACAGACCGUGUUUUCUUCCUGCCCUCCAAAGAUGGAGCCAACGACGUCAUGAUCACCGGCAAGCUCAAUAUCCCAGAAUCCCGCAGGGCCAUUGUAGACCAGGCCCUCAACCAGUUCUCCAACCUCCUCAACAGCAAAACCUUCCUCAUCAAUUUCAUUCGCACCCUGGAGGGAAGGCAGGAGUUUAAUGCCAGAAAUAAGGUUUACUUUGCAUCGCUCUUGACGGUGGCUCUGCAUGGCAAGCUGGAGUACUACACGGACAUCAUGAGAACCCUCCUGCUGGAGCUCAUGGAGGAAUACGUUCACAGCAAGAACCCCAAACUCAUGCUUCGAAGGUCCGAGACAGUUGUGGAGAGGAUGUUGUGUAACUGGAUGUCCAUAUGUCUCUACCAGUUCCUGAAGAACUCAGCUGGUGAGUCGCUGUACAAGCUUUUUAAGGCCAUUAAACACCAGGUGGAAAAAGGGCCUGUGGAUGCCAAGAUGAAGAAAGCCAAGUACACUCUGAACGACACGGGACUCCUGGGGGAUGAUGUCGAAUACAGCGUCUUGACCCUGCAGGUGCUGGUUCACGGCGAGGGUCCCGACGUGACCCCUGUCAAAGUGCUGAACUGCGACACCAUCUCCCAAGUGAAAGAGAAGAUCAUUGAGCAAGUGUACAGGAACCUGCCGUACUCCCAGAGACCCACGGUGGACAGCGUCGCCUUGGAGUGGCGCCCCGGCUCCACAGGGCAGAUUCUGUCGGACAUGGAUUUGACAUCUCAGAAAGAGGGGAGAUGGAAACGCAUCAACACCCUGGCCCACUACAAUGUCAGAGACGGCGCCACGCUGGUCUUGUCCAGAGUUCUGCACACUCAGCAGUCUUUUGACCAGAACCAAGACAACCACGAAGAAAGAAAUGCUUUGCUGGAGGACGAUGAUAAGGUAUUUCAUCUGGUUAGACCCGCAGACGAACUGGAUGACAUCAAAUCUAAAAGAGGGAGUAUGAAAGACAAGGGGACCACUAAAGCCAUCACUGAGAUCUACCUGACCAGACUCCUCUCUAUGAAGGGCACGUUGCAGCAGUUUGUAGAUGAUUUCUUCCGCAGCGUGUUGUGUUAUGAAAACAUAGUUCCUCCUGCAGUGAAGUAUUUCUUUGACUUCCUGGACGAACAAGCGGAAAAACAUGACAACGUCGAUGAAGAAACCAUCCAUAUAUGGAAGACCAACAGUCUGCCUCUACGGUUCUGGGUGAACAUCUUGAAGAACCCUCACUUCAUCUUUGACGUCCACGUGACGGAGGUGGUGGACGCGUCGCUGUCCGUCAUCGCUCAGACCUUCAUGGACGCCUGCACCAAGACUGAGCACAAGCUGACCCGGGAAUCCCCGAGCAACAAGCUGCUUUAUGCAAAAGAAAUCUCCACCUAUAAGAAGAUGGUUGACGAUUAUUACAUAGGCAUCCGUCAGAUGGUUCCAGUCAGUGACCAGGAUAUGAACACACAUCUAGCAGAGGUUUCACGGUCUCACACCGAUAAGUUGAAUACCCAGGCUGCGUUGCACCAGCUUUACCAGUAUGCCAGCAAGUACUACGAUGGGAUAAUCUCGUCGCUGGAGGAAGACCCUGCCGCCCAGAGCAAACAGCUUACACUCAGACUCCAGCAGAUCGCCGCCGCAUUGGAGAAUAAAGUGACGGAUCUUUAGUGUCGGGCUUAACUGAGAAGAACAAUGUGCCACUAAACCCAGGACACGGCUCGCUUUAGUGGGCUAAAAAAUUGAGAACCCAUUCCACGGGACUCCCUUGCGUAGAGUAAAAGAGAAAAGCGAGAGGCUUAUGUCUGAUUUUUCUCUUCCCAGGUGGCUUUGGUUUGGUUUAUGUUUCAGAGGGAUCGAUAUAAACUCUAUGCUGUGAGGUUAUCUCUCUGAACUUUGAGUUGAGAAGAUUGAAAAUUUUGUUCUGGUACUCGGAUCAGCACCUGCACAUACGGAAAUCCAGCAUUUAUUUUUUUCUUGCUUUGUCAAUAAUCAGAUGUUCAGUAUAUUCUUCCUCUGUAGAUGAGAUGAAAUAGUAUUAUAUGUACAUAUAUUUUUACACAGAAAGCGAGGCUUUAAAACAGAUUAUCGUUCCUGUGGACUUUUUGGUUUCCUGUGUAUUUUAAGUGCCACUCAAUCCUGCGCGCGGUGAUGUCACAUCCUGUGACGUCACCGGCUCGCGGUUUAUCUGUGGUACAUUAUAGUCCGUAUAGGUGUUCGUGAUGCCGACGUCAACGCUUCUGUUAUGUCCCUCUCAAGUAUUUUGAUUGUAUUUUUAAUGGUGAUCGUGUAAAGUAAUUUAGCCACUAUGGAUGUCAUUGAACAAUCAUGGCCUCUGUUCUUGUUCAGUGUCCACAGAGUGCGAGCACAUUUGACCCACAACACUCAGAACAAAGACCACGCAAGCUUUCAUCUGCCUUUGAUUUAGUGUCUCGGGUCCUGAUGCGAGAGUCACGUUUUGAUAUCUUUUGUACCAUCUGUUCUUUUAUACGUGCACUUCAACACAUAGCUUGCCUUAUUUUAUGACACAAUUAUGAUUUUGUAUUAUAAAUCAAUUUAAGACUGAUUAAGGAGAAGUUUGUGUUGCGGAUGCCUUUUAAAAAAAAAAUGGACAUGUACAAGAAAAGGUACGAGAAGGUCUUUUGAAUGUGGUAACGUACUGUUUCGCCUUAACAGCAAUGGUUUGGACUGAGACUCAUAUGCCAUUUACAUUGAGAUAAUGUUAUCGGUUAAUUAUAAAUAUAAUUUUAUUAUACUGGUUCUAAUCUAACCUGUAAAACCUGGAGUUUGUGCAGUAAGUAUAAUGGACUCAGGUGUUUUUGGGUGGAGCUUACCAAAGCUGAAAGAGUUUUUUUCUUAGCUGUUCACAAUCAUCUAUUCUUCUAGCCUCUGUGUUUUAUAUAUGUUAAGUUGUUUAAUCAGCUUUACAUUAAAUGAAUUAUUUUAAUGUGUAAUUAAAAAAAGAUAUAAGGAUUUUUUAAAAUCUUUUUUUAUCUGUAAAUGGUACUGAUUUUCCUACCUGUAUGUUCUGACUCAAAUGUGCCAAACACUAAUAACAGAAUGGGAACAUGGAAUGUGUUUUUUGUUCGUGAACUUUAUAGUGUGCGUGUAUGACUCGUGUUGCGUAGCAAACGUACAGCCAAUCAGAGGCCGGCUCCGCCCAUUCUGAGCAUGAUGGACACAGCAGGAAAUGCCUUUAACGUGUAAAUAUAGCCAGACUGCCACGUUAAAAUUUUUUAUAUUGCUCUUUCGCGCUGUUGUCAGUUCCUCCUGUGUUGUCAAGCUAUGAUCGUGUCAGUGGCUUAUUGUAAAGCUUCUUUGCCUUUCUUUACCACGUAGUGCCUUAAAGGAAUCUGAGUAAUAAUGAUGAAUUGUGUGGUGAUUGUGUCUGCAUUAAAAAUUGCAAUAGGGACUUUAGUAAAUGUUUCAAUGUUUUUGUACAAUAUCACACUUGAAUUUCCCCCCCAAAAAGCAGAUAGUCUGAAAACAGUACAUACUUGCAGGGUUUUAUCAAAUGAAAAGAAGUUUGUUAUUCUAGACUGCUGUGUUGAUGCUGUAGAGAGCAUUUUAAUAUUUUGUUAUCUUAUUAAAUGUGACCCUGGACAACAAAACCAGUCUUAUGGGUCAAUUUUUCGAAAUUGAGAUUUUUACAUAAUCCGAAAGCUGAAUAAAUCAACUUUCUAUAGAUAUAUGAGUUGUUAGAAUAGGACAAUAUCUGGCUGAGAUACAACCGUUUAAAACUGAGGAAUCUGAGAGCGCAAAAAAAUCAAAAUAUUGAGAAAAUUGCCUUUGAAAUUGUUAAUCAGGGGCACUGUGGCAGACCAUCCACUCACAAAAAUAAAGUUUUUAUAUAUUUAAGGUAGGAAAUUUACAAAAUAUCUUCAUGGAACAUGAUCUUUACUUAAUAUCCUAAUGAUUUUUGGCAUAAAAGAAAAAUCGAUAAUUUUGACCCACACAAUGUAUUUUUGUCUUUUACAAAAAAUGUUCCCGUGCUACUUAAGACUGGUUUUGUGAUCCAGGGUCACAAAUAAUAAUUAUAUGAUAUCAUUUAACGUGAGAGAGAGUUCACCCGAAAAUAAAAAUCCUCAUCAUUUAUUCACUCUUAUGUGGCUCAAAACCUGUAUAUGACUCUUCUGUGGAACACAAAAGAAGAUAUUUAGAGAAAUGUUUAAGUGGUUUUGUGUCUAUUCAAUGGAAGUCAAUCGGGGUCAAUGUUGUUUGGUUAACAAGGUUCUUCAAAAUAUCUUCUUUUGUGUUCUGCAGAAGAAGCAAGGUCAUACAGAUUUAAAAUGAUGAAUAAAUUCAAAUUUUGGGGUGAACUGUCCCUUUAAGGAUUUAGCACCAGAGAUAGGCCUACCUUAAAUGCAAAUAUUGACUUUAUGGUAAAUUACUUUUUUCUAGUUUCUUUUCCUGGUGAAACCUAGUGAUAUUAGCUCUCAUAUUAUGUAGGUUGGAGAGAAUUUCCGCGGGACAAUGUCUGGACUUCCCGGACAGGGCAUAAUCCCAGACAAGAGAUGUUUUGAUUGAAAACAUCUUGCACUGUGACCUAUCUUAAAAUAUAUCAGUGCGAUUGUUUUGUCUCAAGAUGCACACCAGUAAUGUUUUUUAAAAAUGUAUGUCUUUAAAAACGACUUAAAUAUAUCAUUUAACUAAAGCCUAGUCCUUGUUUACGAUAAUCCCUGUCUGGGAAACUGCCCUUGUGCACAAGGCAUUGCUGUCACUUUUUAAAAUGUUGCAGAAUUGAAAGCAGCCAUAGUGACAUAAAUGACAUGAAUUAAUGUUUCUUAUUUGCAGGGACAUCAGAAGGGGACAACUGGGAAUGAUGUCCCCUGUGAUGAGGGGUCCGGACUAUUAUAGCCCACCCUUUUUUAAUGCAUGGCCAGGUGUGGUUUACAGGAAGAGAGUAGAGAGAAAUAAUUGUAAACAAUCAGUUAAACAAGGUGAAGGUGAAUUGUGCAACCCUGUUUCUCUGUCUGUUUUGCUUCUCCCUGCCCCACCCAUUCAUCUAUUUUUAAGUGGUGGACAUUGGUGCUUGUUUGGUACUGAUCGGUCCUGCCUGAAGCUGAUAGCUUUUGCGACAAAGAUCACUUCAUGUACCUUGUGUGAGUGUUUUCCUUAACUUACACGUGUUUGUUUCAAGGUGUGUCUCUCUCUAACCAAAGGACAACAAGUUAAAGGACAUGAGAUUAGAAUUAGAUUAAAUGCGCUGGAGCUGUUUGUUUGCUUUAUGGCUGUUUUUGCGCAUUCAGCUCGAGCAUGUCUGUCACUUGAACCUCUUUAUACAUUUCAUGUGAUUUAUUUUAUUUCUUUAUUAUUUUUCAGUGUAUUUGUACUAUGAGCUAUGUUACCCCACAAGCUGAUAAACACUACGUGAAUGUGCUGCCCUCUAUUGUCCAAAUGUUUUACUGCAGGCUUUCUAGCUGGGGUUAAAAAAGGACAAAUGUUCCAGAGAGAAAUAUUAAUGAUGUUCCUGUGAUAUUAGGAAGUGCUUAUGUGAUUGCAAACAACAAAGCACAUUCGUUUUAAAGCAAAGUAAUCUGGUUUCUCGUGACUCAGAAUAGCACUAACUGAGUUUAAGGUCUAAAUAAAAGAGCUGAAUGGCCUAAUGACUCUGCACCAUUAAAUGUUCUCAGGAAGUUUUACAUCUAAGUGGAGGCACAUGAUAUACAGUAAAAAUGGACAAUUGACUCAUUACCGGCGAAAUACAGAGAGAUGUGGAAACAAGUGUUUUGAGGUCGUUAUUUUCGGGUUAUUUCCUUUUGACAGCUCUCGCAAUGUUUUUGAAUGGCUUUACAUUACAGGAUAUCCAACGUUA
Molecule: messenger RNA, 10220 nt
Organism: Triplophysa rosa
Lineage: Eukaryota; Metazoa; Chordata; Actinopteri; Cypriniformes; Nemacheilidae
Product: plexin-B2-like
Exons: 38
Coding region: 500-6076 (1858 amino acids)
Biological process (GO): regulation of cell migration; regulation of GTPase activity; semaphorin-plexin signaling pathway involved in axon guidance
Cellular component (GO): semaphorin receptor complex
Molecular function (GO): protein binding; semaphorin receptor activity
Source: RefSeq, a predicted model, not a curated record